AUGCUGCCACCGGCACUCCCCACACUCCUCCUCCCCAUCCGCAUUCCAGCAACCCUAUUUCCACUAAUCUGUCCCCCACGUUUUCUCCCAUGCCCAUCCCCAUCUCAGGGCCAACGAAACGCAGCAGCCAGAGCUCGCACCAAUGCUGCCGCCGGCACUCCCAACACUCCUCCUCCCCAUCCGCAUUCCAGCAACCCUACCGCCCCUAACCAUCAUCCCCACGUCUUCACCCACCAUGCCUUCCACAAUCCUUCUGGCACCCCCAACGCUCCUCCUCCCCAUCAGCAUCCCAGCAACCCCAUUAACAGUAGCCUCCAUCCCCACGUGUACACCCACAAUGCCACCGCCAACCAUGUGUUUCGCGAUCAGCAUGGAGUUGCCAAUCCGCAUGGCAAUCCGCAUGCCAAUCCGCAUGCCAAUCAGCAUGGCUUUUCCCUCGACCAUUCUCCUGUGCCGCGCAGUCUUGCCAAUCCGCAUGGCAAUCUCAACAACCCAAGUGACCCUGUGUCACCUAGGGCGUAUCCGCAUGUGAAUGGCGAUCCAAGCAGACUCGGGGAUCCCCAAUCGCAUGCGCCACAUGAUGGAGCACAUGACGCACAUCAGUCACAUGAUGAUGAUGCCGCUGCUGCUGCUUACAGGCAUACGAAAGUCAGCUAUGCAUACAGACGUACGACCAACGGCGUGGAGCAGGAUGGUAGGGACAGCACAGGUGAACCUGCCGGGAGGUUCGGCAUCAGGUCCGGUAAUAGGUCCGGUAAUAGGUCUGGCACUAGGUCCGGUAUGAGGUCCGGCGUUAGGCCUGUUGACGGGCCUGUGACAUGGGAAGCGGGCAGUGGUGCGGCUGAUGGUGAGUGUGGUGGUAUUGGCGGUUAUGAGCGGGAUGGUAUGGCUGGUGCUGCCGAUGCAGAUACAUAUGGGGGGGAUGAUGAUGCAUGUGCAGCAGAGGAUGAUGCAUAUGGGGAGGAUGAUGGAUGUGGGGUAGAGGAUGAGGAGGAUCCAUGCGGUGAGGAUGACGAGGCAUGUGCGAAUGACGAAGAUCCAUGCCAAGCCAUGGAUGCUCCAUCAUCAUCAACCAUCCGCCCUCGCUGCUCCUCGCUCCCACCUCCCUCUGCCCAACCUGCCACUGUAUCUGUAUUCACUACUGUCCAUGCUAUUGCCGGUGCUACAGCCCUUGCUACAGCCGGUGGUGCUAGGACCCGUCGCGUUUCGUCUGCUGCAACAGCUGCCGGUACCGGACGUAACAGUAGCUGGCUCUCAGGCGGUUUUCCAGGUGGUUUUCCAGGUGUUUUUUCAGGUGGUUUUCCUGGGCCUUCUGGGACGUGCUCUGCUCCUGUGACACCUGUUUCGUCUGCAGCAGCAGUCCGCUUCCGUCCGGGCUCAAACGCCCAAGAUGUAACUCCAGAUGUAAUCGAGGAUGCAACGGCAGAUGUAACGCGAGAUGUGAUGCCAGAUGUAACACCGCUGCCGCCUGCUCUACUGACACAGCUGCAAGAAUUGGAUGAAUCUGAAAGGGUAGCAUCAGCAGCAGGAGUAGGUGCAGGUGCAGGGGCAGGAACUGCAGCAGCAGCAGCAGCAGCAGCAGCAGCAGCAGCAGCAGCAGCAGCAGCAGCAGCAGCAGCAGCAGCAGCAGCAGCAGCAGCAGCAGCAGCAGCAGCAGCAGCAGCAGCAGCAGCAGCAGCAGCAGCAGCAUCAACAUCGUCAUCAGCAGCAGCCGCAGCAACAGCAGCAUCACCAGCCGAGCAGGGAUCAGCCAGGGAUGGACAGGAGCACUUGCUGCAUCAGCAGCAGCAGCAACAACAGCAGCAUCAGCAGGAGCAGCAGCAGCAUACUGGUGCGGAAGGUAGCACCCCUGAAACUGCAGCUGGGGGUGAAGGCACCACGCCCGAAACUGCAUUCAGUGAGCACAACCCAAGCAGAACUGCCCCCACUAGGGAAGCAAGGAGUAGCCAUGAUGACCAGUCACUCCCUCUUGCUUCUCCUCCUGAUGCUUCCAGCAAUGCUUUCAGCGAGAACCCCAUGGCCUUCAGUGGGAACAACGCCAACAGGCAAGAAGAUCCCCCCGCUAGCAGACGGGAGUCUAGAGACCACUGGGCUGUUGAGAACACCCAGACCUUAAACCCUAAUACUGAGCUUCCCCCAUCUGCCUCCCCUGCAAAGGCUGUUCCCUCGCCUUACCCCGCUGCUGGGACUGCCUUAGCCUCGCCCCUGGGGAUGCGUAACUCUCCUAUGCCUGGGAAAGCAUUCGCCCGUUCUGUCUCUCCAGGGAGUGUGUUCCCCCCUCGUGCCCUUCACAAGGCAACUAUUAGGCUUGUUGGGAUGAAGAGAGACAGGGAGGAGGAAGGGGAAGAUGUGGGUGUGCCAGUGGGACCGAUGGUGGGUGGAGGGGGGAGGGUGGCGGAGGUUACUGUGACUGUAUCCGCUGUUCCUAUGAGGAAGUAUAUGAGGAGUGCGAUUGGGAGGGAGGGGGCCGGGGAGUGGGAUGGGGAGUGUGAGAGGGAGGAUGGGGGAGAGGAGAGGAGGGAGGAGGGUAUGGAGGAGGGGAGUGAGGAUGGGGAGGAGGAGGGGAGGGAGGAAGGGAGGGAGGAGGGGAGGAGGGAGGAGGAAGGCAGCAAUGAGCAUGAGCUGGGAACAGCAGCAGGGAAACGAGGAGCAGAAGGGGCGGGAGGAGCAGAAGGGGAGGGAGGAGCAAGAGCCGGCCUGCGGGCAGGGGGCGGGUGGGGAGCAGGUGGGGCAGCAGUGUCAGGAGCGGCAGCGGCAGUGUCGGAAGCAGCAGCAACGGUGACGGCGCCAGCAGCAGCAGUGCCUGCUGGUCUUUCCAGGGGGGAUGUUGAUGCAGUAGCAGCUGCUAGUGGUAGUGGGGUUGGGAGGGAUGUUAACUAUGCUAGUGAUAGAGUAAUGACUGGUGGUGGGGGUGGAGGGGAGGUGAUGGUGCUGAGCUGUACUGCCAUGGUGCCUAGUGAUAGAGUAAUGGAUGGUGCAAUACCUGCUACUGCUGCCUGUGCUCCUGCUUCUUCUUCUGCUGCCGCUGCCGCCGCCGCUGCCGUUGCUGCUGCUGGUGCUGCUGCUGGUGCUGCUGCUGGUGGUGCUGCUGGUGCUGCUGGUGCUGCUGCUGGUGCUGCUCCUGGUACUGCUGCUGGUGCUGCUGCUGGUGCUGGUGGUGGUGGUGCUGGUGGUGGUGGUGCUGGUGGUGCCGAGAGGGCAAUGGUGGUUAGCGGUGUUGCAAGCGCUGUUGCUGCGAGUGGUGGUGUUGCUGUGGGUGCUGGAGGGGAGGUGGGGGCGGAGGGGAGAUUCAUGUGUCUUGCGCCUGGGUGUGAGAAGACGUACAAGAAUAGGGAUAACAUGAACAAGCACUUCGCCAAGGUGCACAGCAAGACGGCACGCCUGUACGAGUGCAACUUGCUGCGAGUGGACGGGUCCUCUUGCGACUUCAAGACGCACGAUGCGGGGAAGAUGAGCAACCACAAGAAGUACAGCCUGGCGCACAACCGCAGAGAGGACUUCAAACACCCCUGCGAGUCAUGUGGCACUCGCUUCCCUCGAAGGCACGAGCUUGAUAGGCACAAGCCAGCGUGCAAGGGUCCUUCCGCUGCUGCCGCCGCUCCCAGCCAGCAGCAGCAGCAGCAGCAGCAGCAGCAGCAGCAGCAGCAGCAGCAGCAGCAGCAGCAGCAGCAGCAGCAGCAGCAGCAGCAGCAGCUGGUGCGAUCGAGCGUUCCCACCGUCACCGUUCUGACCAGUGCCAACGUGCAUUCCCUUGCUGACGUUUAUCACACAGAAAUAGGUAUAAGGAGUUCGGGAGAAGAAUGGGGGGUAGGGGACGAAGGAGGGAGAGUAGGAGGGGGAGGGGGAGGGGGGGGGGGAGGAGGAGGAGGAGGAGGAGGAGGAGGAGGAGGAGGAGGAGGAGGAGGAGGAGGAGGAGGAGGAGGAGGAGGAGGAGGAGGAGGAGGAGGAGGGCGAGGAGGAGGAAGAGGAGGAAGAGGAGAAAGAGGGAGGGGAAGAGGAGGAGCAGUAGGGGGUGGUUACAAUACAUUGCCUUCGGAAAAUGCAACAAUUCAGGGAACGUUAAGGGUUUUGAAAAUGGGUGGUGGUGCUGCCGCCGCUGCUGCUGCUGCUGCUGCUGCUGGUGGUGGUGCUGCUGCUGCUGCUGGUGCUGGUGCUGCUGCUGCUGCUGCUGCUGGUGCUGGUGGUAGUGGUAGUGGUGCUGCUUCUAUUGCUGCGCGUUCUGCUCGUGCUGCUCUUGCCAUUCGUGCUGCGAAUGCUGCUGCUGCAGGGAGGGGAGGGCAGGGGGUGGGAGGAGGAGCGGGAGGAGCAGGAGGAGGAGGAGUAGGAGGAGGAAUGGGACUUGCUGGAAGGAGGGAGGGGGUAGGAGGAGGGAUGGGGGGAGGAGAAGGGGUGGGGGAAGGGGAAGACGCGGGAAUGGGGGGAGAGAUGGCUGGGGGAAGUCAUGAGGCAUGGGGGGAGGCAUGGGGGAAGGGGAGAUUGGGGAAGGAGGAGCAGAGGGGGAUGCGAUGUGGGGGGGGAGAUGUAGAUACUGGGGUGAUGGGCGCAGCAGGGGCAGGGGGAGGGGGGGGAGGUGGGUUAGAAGUAGGGGGAAUGGGCGGAUGGGAACAUGCAGGGGGAGGCGGAAUGGGGGAGAGAAUGGAUGAUGCAGGUGGGAUGGGAAUGGGGGUGGACGAAAGAGGAGGAGGAAGAGGGGACGCAGGGGGGAGGGUGGUCGGAGGUGGCAGGGGGGGAGCCUCGGAUUGGGGAACAGGCAUGGGAACAGGUAUGGGAACAGGUAUGGGAACAGGCAUGGGAACAGAUAUGGAAACAGGUAUGGCGCAGCAGUUUAGCAACAGUAUGGAUGGUAUGAGAAGAGGUAUGGGAAGAGGCAUGGGAAGAGGUAUGGUAAGAGGUAUGGGACGAGGCAUGGGAAGAGGUAUGGUAAGAGGAAUGGGAGGGGGUAUGGGUGGAGAGAUGGAGGGAGGUAUGUGGGGAGGAGUGGAUGGAAAUAUGGGUGUAGGAGUGAUGGGGGAAGGCAUGAUGGUGGGAACGAUGGGGGGAACGAUGGGGGGAAAUCCAAUGGUGGGAGGCGCAGGGGAGUGGGGAAUGGUUGGGAGUGGUGCUGCUGAAUCAAUGAUGAUGAUGAUGAUGAUGAUGAAUGGUGGGGAAACAGGAGGGGAUGGAGGGAUGGGAGGAGGAGGGAGGGGAGGGGGAGGAGGCAAUGCGAGCAUGGGUGGCAUGGGGAGUGGCAUGAGUGAUAUUACUGCCAUGAAUGGUGGCAUGGGUGGUGGUAACAUGGGUGGUGGUAACAUGGGUGGUGGGAUCAUAGCCCCCAUGUGA
Closterium sp. NIES-65 is the source of this 5319-nucleotide messenger RNA. NCBI's taxonomy places the organism in Eukaryota, Viridiplantae, Streptophyta, Zygnematophyceae, Desmidiales, Closteriaceae. The record is from the annotation of a GenBank genome assembly.